Messenger RNA from Maniola jurtina (meadow brown), 474 nucleotides. RefSeq lists its product as uncharacterized. NCBI's taxonomy places the organism in Eukaryota, Metazoa, Arthropoda, Insecta, Lepidoptera, Nymphalidae. Bases 104 to 472 code for a protein of 122 amino acids. The record is from RefSeq and is a predicted model, not a curated record. The transcript has 2 exons.
UGAAAUUGUACUUAUAGGAAAAUGGCAAAUUAAUUGAUUGAGUAGCAUUCAUUGUUAGACUUUCAAGCUCGGCGCUAGGUUUAUAUCUCUGAAAGGUUUUAAAAUGAAAAUAUUGAUGGCCGUCCUGAUUCUAACUCUUCUACAUUCUGUCUGUAGUCAGAGUAAGACAAAUAAAGAACGAAAAGGAAAGAAAGAUCGGUUUGCAAAAUUUUACAUAAAUAACUGGACCCAGUACAAGAUACCAGUACCUGUAGAUGCUGAUUCCAUGAGAGAAAUAUUACAAAGAAUAGCCUUAUACAAAGCGUUACAAUACUGCCCUUUUGAUGGAAUAGAUGUAGAUGCGUGUGUUAAGAAAGGAAUAGUGCCUGUUGUUAAAGCAAUCAUCAGUGAUAUUGUUAAGGAAAAGAACAAGGCAAUAAGAAGGUUCGAGUUAGAUGAGAAGGCGUUAAUAAAGUGUUACAAGAAUAUUUAAUA